AUGGAAACCAAACAACCCAACGGGAGUGCUCCUAGUGCCGAAAAUGAUAUCGUACCAGCAGCCGCUUUGUUGACAGCUUCAAGAAGUGGAAAUUUGAAAAAUAUUGAAUAUUUUUUACACCAUGACUACGAUGUUAAUAUUUGCGAUAAAAACAACGAAACACCACUAUACAUAGCGUGUAAAUCGGGACACAUCGAGAUAGUCAAACUUCUCUUGAAGAACAAAUGUAAAACAAAUAUCCUUAAUAAGAACGACCAAACAGCUAUGCAUGAAGCUGCGAGAAAAGGAUUUACUGAAAUAGUUCUUCUAUUAUUGAAAUAUAAAAUACACAAGUGUGACCUUGACAUACUUAACAAGAAAAGUGAAACGCCAUUGUUCAUGGCUUCCAUAUUGGGCCAUAGUGAAAUUGUAAAAUUACUGUUGCAAUAUAAAUGUGAUCCUAAUUUAGCUAACUGGAAUAAUGAUACUCCUUUGCAUGUAGCUGUAACGGAGGGUUACACGGAGGUCGUUGGACAUUUAUUGAAAUACAAAUGUAACCCAGAUAUCAUGAACAACCAAAACGAAACACCUUUAUACAUAGCCUCAUUUUUAGGGUUUUCCGAAAUAGUGAAGCUGUUUUUAGAACACAAUGGUAAUCCGACAGUACCUCAUGCCAAAUCUCCAUUGAAGGCGGCCUCAACCGAGUGCCAUCACGACGUUGUUGAAUUAUUGACAAACUAUCGUCCUCCAUCUUGUAAAUCGUUUGUCUGUAGCAUUCUAUGA
Molecule: messenger RNA, 762 nt
Organism: Mytilus trossulus (common blue mussel)
Lineage: Eukaryota; Metazoa; Mollusca; Bivalvia; Mytilida; Mytilidae
Product: homeobox protein Wariai-like
Exons: 1
Coding region: 1-762 (253 amino acids)
Molecular function (GO): protein binding
Source: RefSeq, a predicted model, not a curated record